AUGAAAAAAAACAUAAUAAACAGACAUUUCUGCUGGAAUAUCAUCUUCUAUGAGGAGCUCAAGGGCCACUCCUAUGAGUGGACCAGUGACUGUAGCGACAUGGCUCCCUUCCUGGCCCGCUGCCACUCCUGCAGGGUGGAGAGCGGCUGCUGGAUGGUCUACGACCGCCCCAACUUCAUGGGUAACCAGUACUUUGUCAGGAGGGGCGAGUACGCCGACUACAUGAGCAUGUGGGGAAUGAGUGAGUGGGUCAAGUCCUGCCGCUUGAUCCCCAUGAUUACGGGACCCUACAGAACAAGGAUCUACGGGAGGGAGAACUUCAUGGGCCAGAUGAUGGAGAUCAUGGUCGACUGCGACCCUGUCACAGAGCACUACCACUGGUCCAGCGGCUUCAUGUCCUGCCAUGUGCUGGACGGCCUCUGGCCCAUGUAUAAACUACCCCACUACAGGGGCAGGAUGUGGUACUUCUGGCCUGUAGAGUACAGGCUUUUCAGGCACUGGGGUGGCAGAAGGUUCAUGGGAAAGAGGUGUAUCAUGGAUUCCUGGUACUGA
Molecule: messenger RNA, 552 nt
Organism: Electrophorus electricus (electric eel)
Lineage: Eukaryota; Metazoa; Chordata; Actinopteri; Gymnotiformes; Gymnotidae
Product: gamma-crystallin M2-like
Biological process (GO): visual perception; lens development in camera-type eye
Molecular function (GO): structural constituent of eye lens
Source: RefSeq, a predicted model, not a curated record